CAGGGGCGCGCACGGCUCACCAGCCAGCUCUGCCCAGAACGCGGGAAGGCUACCUGCCGUGUGCGGGUUUCCCAAGCGCGCGGGGCUCCGCCUGCUGCCCUCGGGCGAGCUCCAUCCGCUCGUGCCCGGGGGCCCUCGGUCACCCCGCUGUCGCUCCUCCCCAUCAGCGCACCGUCUAGACGGGCCACCUGCCACUGAGAGCACCGACCGCCUCCAGCUGAGCGCGGAGCCACCGAGCCCUGUGUCUAGGUCGUUUGGGAAGCGCCUUGGAGAGUCAAGAAUAAAAUUGCAGGUCAAACAAUGGAUGACUGGAAAAGUCGGCUUGUAAUCAAGAGCAUGGUUCCCCAUUUCGCCAUGGUGGGAAAUCGUCAGGAGCCCAGAAAGCUCCAGGAAUCGGGAACCAUUAAGAGGAGACAGGAAGGAGAUAAUUUCCAGUUUCCAGGCAUGGCUGACGGGGGUUACCCUAAUAAAAUCAAGAGGCCUUGCCUGGAAGACGUUACCCUUUCUAUGGGCCCGAGCGCCCACCCCAGCACGUCCUGUGCGGAGCUGCAGGUUCCUCCGCUAACCAUGAACCCCAGUCCCUCGGCUGUGGGAGUAACGGGCCAUUCGUUGCCACUCGAAGCGAAUCCCAUGAAUGGCAAUGUCAUGGGCUCACCAUUCGUGGUGCCGCCGGCUGCAGAAGUGGGACUGAAAGGGCCCACUGGCCCCUACUAUGACAAAGCCAACAGCGUGCCGGCUGUGGACCAGGAACUUCAAGAUCUCCUGGAGGAGCUAACAAAAAUUCAAGAACCUUCUCCUAAUGACCUGGAUCUCGAGAAGAUCCUGGGGAGCAAGCCGGAAGAACCACUGGUCUUAGAACACCCGCAGGCGACCCUGGGUACAACUGCCAAGCCUCCGGUUCAGAUGCCACACUUGGAGAGCCUGGGGUCCAGCAAGGAGUUUGCUUCUAGCUGCAGCCAGCUCCCUGCCGCCGCGCUGCAAGUCCCGCCCUCCCCGGCCGGGCUCGGCUACGCCAUUCCCUCCACCAGUAAGCAGGUGGCCUCGCCCAGCUCUCCGGCGGCACAGGCCAAGAGCCAGGUCCAGGGGGUGCUCCCUGUCACUCUGCCCCCGCUCCCGGUGCCUCAGUGGCAUCACGCCCACCAGCUGAAGGCGCUGGCGGCCAGCAAGCAGGGGGCCGCUACGAGGCAGCCCGGGCCCAGCCCCGGCUGGCCGGGCCUGCCGCCCCCGGGCCUCUCCCCGUCUUACCGCCCGGUGCCAUCGCCGCACCCCCCGCCGCCGCCGCCGCCGCCGCCGCCGCCGCCGCCGCCGCCGCAGUUCAGCCCGCAGAGCCUCAUGGUGUCCUGCAUGGCGUCCGGCAACCUGCCGGGGAGCGCUUUCCAAGCGUCGCCCAACGCCUUACUCGCCAGCAUGGCAUCCAGCGGCAGCGCCGCCCUUGGGCCCGCCAUGCUCUACACUCCCGAGAAGCUCCCCAGCCCCGCUCUCAGUCAGCAGGCGCAGUUCAGCCCGCAGAGCUCCCUUCUGGCCAACCUGGUGUCGUCUAGUGUCAAAAGCCCGCCAGGACACCUGCUGUCCGCUCUGCCCACCAGCACCCCGGGGCCCUCCCCGCCCUACCGGCCGGAGAAGCUGUCCAGCCCGGGCCUGCCGCAGCAGUCCUUCACGCCGCAGUGCUCCCUGAUCCGGAGCGUCCCCCCCUCCGGCAACGCGCUAACUCAGCGCCGCCGCCGCCGCCGCCGCCCCCCCCCCCAGCAGUCAGCAAGCAUCUUCAAGCCCGUGACCGCCAACUCACCCAAAACCCUGAGCAUGAUCAUGCAGCAGGGGCUGGCCAGCCCCAGCCCGGGAGUCCCGGAGCCAUUUACUUUUGGCAACACCAAGCCCCUGUCGCAUUUCGUUUCCGAGCCGGGCCCCCAGAAGAUGCCCUCCAUGCCUGCCACCUCUAGGCAGCAGUCCCUGCUCCACUACCUGCAGCAGCCGCCGCCGGCCUCCUCUGCCACCGCCUCGUCCACCACCACUGCCACCUUGCAGCUGCAGCAGCCGCAGCCUGACCACUCCUCGUUCCUCCUGCAGCAGAUGAUGCAGCAGCCCCAGCGCUUUCAGCGGUCAGUGGCCCCGGACUCCAUGCCUUCUCUGCCCAGACAGCGAGAGAAGCAGAGAUCAGGUCUUACGGCAAUGACCCCUGAACAGCGGAGUGCGUAUAUUGCCCAACAGAUGAGUCAAUUUCAAGCCGUCCAAGAACAAGUCACCUCUAAGUGUAGCCAGACCAAGGCAAGCCCCCCAUCCAGUCAACCCAUGAUGCCCCCCAGAGCUGGGCUCCUUCAGAACAAUCCGAAUCCAGCAAUGAUCCCACCCACCAGGCACCAGAGCCGCGAGGGCAUGGGCAUGGCCUCGCCGACUCCGGGCAAGCAACAAGGAAUUCCCCACUGUAACCCCCCGUUCCCCAUACCCUCGUGCCUGGGCCAGAACCCCCUGGGCAGCCAUCGUCCGCAGAUUCCCAAGGCGGCCCCCUCAGGAGCGCCCCUGCCUAGGUUCUGUCCCAGACCCCUGGGCAGCCAGCUCCCGAGUCCCCACCAGCUCAGACAGCCCUGUGUGCCAAGAAUGCCCUCAGUGUUCAACGAUGCCGUGUGGGCGGUGGCCGCGGCGGCAGCUGGGACCACAGCGGUCUCGAGGGAGUCCCCCCCGAGCCACGUAGACCGUAGCACCCAGCCGCACUUUGAUAGCGACUCGAUCUUCACCAAGGAGCCCGCCAGAGCUCCCCUGGUAGCCCCGACAUGUCCAUCGCAGCAGGCAGUUGUGCCCCCCAAUCAGGUGGCCCCAGGAGGCAGGCCUGGCCAGAAGGUGAGUGUUGCUCCGGUCAACCCCAGCUUCGGCCUGCUGGGCAACCAGAGCCUCAAGCAGAGCCCGGUGCGGGGUCCCGUGCCCAUGCUGAACGCCGCCAAGUCCCUCCAGCAGGGCAUGGCCAGCUUUGGUCCCGUGAGUCCCAUACAGGGCAUCGAGCCGCCAAGCUCUGUGGCCGCCGCCGCCGCCUCUGCCGUCACCGCCAGCCAGUCCCCAGGUCCAUUCGGCAGAACGGGUACCCCCCCUGAGCUGCCACCCUACGACUUUUUGUCCCCGGCCCCGCCCCCACUAAACGGUCUGCUCUCAGCCCCUGACUGCAGUGAGGUGGGCUUCUCUGAAGCCCCCUUGAAAGGCCCUGGUGGGAGCCCAGAGGAGGGCUGGGUGUGCAACCUGAGGCUCAUCGAUGACAUUCUGGAAGAGCACGCUGCCGCCGCCCCCGCCCCCCAGAGUGCUGGGGGGCUUUAAGUGCCCGUAGAAACCCCCACGCCCUCACCACUUUAGGCAGUGGCGUGGAGCCAUGGCCAACCCACCGCCCGCCACACAGCCACCCAGUUGUUUCCUCCCCACAACCUGAGUGGCAUCCGCCUGUGCUCAUCCCUCUCUCUACCUGUGACAAAAUGGAAAGCUGGUGAUUUUUCAAGCUACCUGUACAUAUUUGAAAAUUUUGUAAAUGGUUUUCCUAAACGUUAAUGACAGAAGUAUUUAUACUUCAUUUUGUGACUUUGUAAAUAAAGUGACGGCUUUUGUUUCAGUAGAGUUGUGUUUAUUAUGCAUUGUUUGUGUUUAUUAUACAUUGUCGCAAAUAGGCAGGCUGUGUUCGUUGCUCCGGCGCUCCCGUGUGAAGCUCCAGUGCUACCUUAGAAGCCAGGUAGUGGAGUCGCUUACGGUUUUGAUGCAGUGAGAGAUGUGGAUGUGACCAAGAGGCAUUGUACAAACUGACAAACGCCAAAUAGAAACCCCUUGGCCAUUUAUUGCCAUUUUCACUAAAAAUGCUAUUGUCUUGUGUGAUUCUUAAACUCUUGCAAACCUGUCUCCGCUGGCCCUUCACUGAUGUGCAUAUUACAGCAAGCUUUACAAGUGCCCUGCAGGGGAAAUUUGCCAGGAGGUUAAGAGUUCUGAGGCUUUGGGAGGGGUGUAGAGAGGGCCUGUGAGCUGCACACUGGCCGUGCUGUCCACCCUGAGGAUCCAGAGUGUCCUCUCUUUCUCAUUCAGAGAAACCCCCAGGCUCCCACUUCCCCAGUGGCACCUUGCAGGGCGGAGGUGAGAGGUUCCUGGUUUAAAGCCUUUCAGUAUUUGUUUUCUUGUAAGGUCUGUGGUUGGGGCGGGGGGGUAGUCUGUAAACAUUAAUGGUUGACGGGGUUUGUCUUUGAUGGUUUUUAUCUGCAAUUAUCGUCAUGUAUAUUUAAGUGUCUGUUAUAGGAAACCCACACCCACUGUCCUGUAAACUUUUCCUCAGUGCCCAGACUUGUGUAAUCACGUUUUAAUUGCCACCUCCUCCUUCGCCUCUACAUUUGAAAUCUGGCGUCUGUUUCCAGCCAGUGCGUUUUUUCUUUGUACUGUAAUAAAGAGCCAGGAGAAAAGUG
Messenger RNA from Mirounga angustirostris (Northern elephant seal), 4415 nucleotides. It is a transcript of the gene MAMLD1, whose product is annotated as mastermind like domain containing 1. The record is from RefSeq and is a predicted model, not a curated record. Gene Ontology annotation, biological process: regulation of transcription by RNA polymerase II. Gene Ontology annotation, cellular component: nuclear body. NCBI's taxonomy places the organism in Eukaryota, Metazoa, Chordata, Mammalia, Carnivora, Phocidae.